AUGUUCAUUAAAUCCGAAACUUUGGAAUUGAAAGAAGAGGAGGAUAUGCUGGUGCUCUUGGGUUCGUCCUCCCCUUCCUCAUCCUCCCUGACUCCUCUGACUUCCAGCUCCGAAGAAGAGGAAGAGGAUGACUUGGACGCCUCACUUCGAGGGCGGCCGCCGAGGUUGCCUGAAGCUGAGCAAGCCUCUGGAGGAGGAGUCGGAGGAGACGGAGGAGGUGGUGGCGGAGGGGGAGGAGAGGAGUGCAAGCCCGCGCCUCGCCUUCUAAGCCUGGUACACGAGUGUAAGCGACGACCGAAUCGUGCCCGGGGGAGCUCCCGAGGCGCCAAGACUGCGGAGACGGUGCAGCGAAUCAAAAAGACUCGGAGACUCAAGGCCAACAACCGUGAGCGGAAUCGCAUGCACAACCUGAAUGCAGCGCUGGACGCACUGCGCGAAGUGCUGCCCACAUUCCCUGAGGACGCCAAGCUAACCAAAAUCGAGACGCUGCGCUUCGCCCACAACUACAUCUGGGCUCUCACCGAGACCCUACGGCUGGCUGACCACUGCGGGGGCGGAGGCCCCGGCGGCUUGCCUGAAGGGCUAUUCUUCGACGGCACAGUGCUGCUGAGCCCCGGGGGGGAAAACGCGGUCCUCAGCAGCUGCGUUGCGGAUAGCCCCUCAUCCGCCUCCACGUGGAGUUGCAGCGACAGUCCAGCAUCCGCCUCCUGUACACCCUCCAGUUCCACUUCUCCCUAUAACUGCACUUUAUCUCCCGCCAGCCCGGCUAGCUCAGGUGGUGGCUCUGACUUGGACUAUUGGCAGCCCCAGCCCCCAGACAAACACCGUUACGCACCUCUGCACCCCAUAGCCAGGGACAGUAUAUAACACUAUGGCUGUGCACAGUGCACUCUGCGCCUCUGUCCCCUUCUCCAUCCACCCACCCCCAAAUCCGCUUGUCAGCCCACUUAACAAUCUAGUUGUAUGUUGCAUAGUUGCAAAGUCCUUUGGUUGUGUUUGUUUUGGGUUUUCUUCUUCCAAGAUGAUUUCGGUGUAACUUGGGAGUGGUGAAAGAAGGGGAUCUGCCUUGCAGAAGUGUGUUCGAAUUCAGCUUUGUUCUAAUUUCAGUGCUUAAGACUACUCGGCUCUGCAGGGCUCGGGCUGGAGUGGUGGGAACGAGUCUACCCAACCAACAAAUUCGCCCCUUCCCCCUUUCUCUUUUUGUCUCACCCCUGUGAUCUCGGAGGGGGAACAAACUAACUAAUUUGAGUGAUCUUGUCACUUUUGCAUCUCCGAAAAGAUAUUAAUGUCGACUAGACAGAAAUGUGUCUUAGCAUCUGAAUGAUAUAACUGAUAACAAUAUUAUGCACAGAUUUGCAAUGGCUAGCAUCUGCUUUCUUCCCAGUGCUGCUCGCAGCCUGUGGGAAUUUCGCCUGUCAAACCAAACUUUCCCUUUCUGAUGUGCACUUUGCUCAGUUUCCCAGAUUUGUCACAAUGCCCUUUGUCCAGCCCUUCUCUUUCCUUUUUCUUCUCUAUUUUGCCAUCUGUCUCUUAUGAUUUAUAAGGGGGGAAAGUUGUUUUGUUAGAGGGCCAGGUUAGAAGUCAUUGUAUAAUUUGUAGGCUUUGUAAUGAUUGAAUGCAAGCGUGGAAAUUUAGGCCGAACUCUCUAUCAAAAGAAAAAAAAAUGUGGAGGAAAAGGGAAAAAUCGGGAGGGAGGGUUGUUUCAUGCAUUAUUUAUCUCGACUUUUGGGGGGAGGAAGAACUCCUUUAUUCUUUCAAGGGAUUAAAAACAAAUCAACAAACUGAAAACCUAAGUAGACCCAGAGCAUUACCGCAACCAGCCACACACGUGGUCCCUGCUAUUUAUUAUAAAGAUAAGAAAGAUUUCAUGGGAAAAAUAUGUAUUUUUUUGUACAUUUCACAGAGUUUAUUCUAGUAUGUAUUUACA
Antechinus flavipes (yellow-footed antechinus) is the source of this 1927-nucleotide messenger RNA. RefSeq names its product neurogenin 2 (gene NEUROG2). The record is from RefSeq and is a predicted model, not a curated record. The transcript has a single exon. Gene Ontology annotation, molecular function: protein dimerization activity. Bases 1 to 867 code for a protein of 288 amino acids. Lineage: Eukaryota; Metazoa; Chordata; Mammalia; Dasyuromorphia; Dasyuridae.